AUGGCGCUCUAUAAGCGAAAAUUGAUCAUUCAGGACGACGCCGUCAAGGCUGCUGUGCACUUAACCUUUCGACAGUCUGUUUCCCCCAGUGCAUUGAUGACUAUUUUGUUCUUCCUGUGGGGAUUCGGCUACGGUCUUCUGGACACUUUGAACUCCCACUUCCAGCCGACUCUGCGUAUCGACCAACCUUUCCUCGUUGUAUUGAGUCAGAUCUGCUAUGUUGGAGCACGCGCAGCCGUCGCCAGGUAUUUCAUCAAUUCUACGAGGAAGCUGGCAGAAGCUCCGCUGCAAGCUAACUCUCAAGCCUCAUUAUAUGCUGACGUUAGUUUUGUUCCUUGCAUUAUCUUCUGUAUUGUUGCUAUUGUUACAAUGGGAACAGCAUCUGUCGCCGCAAUGAUCGUCCUGGUUUUGUGCGCCAAAUCGCUUCGCGACCAUUCUCACCUUGCUCUGCGUGGCCUCGGCUGUCAUGGGAGCAGUCGUGGUAUGUUCAAUCUCCAGAGGGCCCGGGGAUUUGGAUGA
Penicillium chermesinum is the source of this 519-nucleotide messenger RNA. Its product is annotated as l-fucose permease glucose galactose transporter protein. The transcript is spliced from 4 exons. The coding region runs from base 1 to 519 and encodes 172 amino acids. Lineage: Eukaryota; Fungi; Ascomycota; Eurotiomycetes; Eurotiales; Aspergillaceae. The record is from RefSeq and is a predicted model, not a curated record.